This is a messenger RNA of Eimeria acervulina, 912 nucleotides long. RefSeq lists its product as hypothetical. Gene Ontology annotation, molecular function: protein deglycase activity. The transcript has 6 exons. NCBI's taxonomy places the organism in Eukaryota, Apicomplexa, Conoidasida, Eucoccidiorida, Eimeriidae. Gene Ontology annotation, biological process: protein deglycation, glyoxal removal; guanine deglycation, glyoxal removal. The record is from RefSeq and is a predicted model, not a curated record. Bases 1 to 912 code for a protein of 303 amino acids. Gene Ontology annotation, cellular component: nucleus; cytosol.
AUGGGUCUCAGAGUGGCUGUUCUGCUGCUGUUGGUGUUUCUGCUGUUUCACGUCAUCAUCGAAACGCCGGCACGCACCGCUGGGAGAACCUUUAAGACAGCUGCAUGUCUACAACUUGGCUGUAGGGCUCUGCCGGCGUCCUUCCUCUCCUCUUAUGGCGUUGAUCUCGGCUUUAUCUCUCAGAAACAUGCGUUUAAAUCUCAAUUUUCUCCUGUUAGAUUCCAUUCAGAUCAAUUGAAGUCUGUUUAUUCUCCUCCUCUUUCUUCGAUUCCUCAAGCUCGUGCUGCACUCAACUCGGCGAUAUCCAAACAACAGCAACUGCAGCAGCACCGCAUACUGCACCGUGCAUCACGCUCCACAAUGACAAAGACAGCACUUGUUAUUCUUGCCAAUGGCGCCGAAGAUAUUGAAUUCGCAUCGCCUGUUGAUGUCCUGCGUCGCGCAGGAGUUAAAGUAGUUGUUGCAAGUCUCGGUGAAGGGCUAAUUGUGAAGACAGCUCAGGGGCUGCGCAUUGAAGGAGAUAUGCCGCUGGAAGAUGUCUCUCCUGACGCUCACUACGACGUAAUUGUGCUCCCUGGUGGUUUAAAGGGGGCUGAGAACUGCAGAGACAGUGCACAUCUUGCUUCUCUUUUGAAGCAGCAGCAUGCAGCAGGCCGAUGGAUUGCAGCAAUCUGCGCGUCUCCUGCGCUCGUGCUUACACAUCAUGGGUUGUUAGAAAAUAUUAACUCUGUUGCUUACCCCUCUUUCAUGAGUCAUAUUAAGCACAAAGGAGAAGGCCGCGUCUGCGUAGACAAACACUACAUUACAUCCAUCGGGCCCGGCAGUGCUAUGGAGUUUAGUUUAGAAAUUGUUAAACGUUUGUGCGGGGAGGCGAAAUAUGAAGAAUUGCGCAAAGGGCUUUGUGUAGUUUAA